Messenger RNA from Yamadazyma jaroonii, 1668 nucleotides. The record is from the annotation of a GenBank genome assembly. Lineage: Eukaryota; Fungi; Ascomycota; Pichiomycetes; Serinales; Debaryomycetaceae.
AUGAGUAAAGCUAUUUAUGAUUUAGCAGUUGUUGCUAAUAAUGGAUUAAACGUUUCCAAAAAAUCAGUCAAUAUCAUAUGUAACGAUGUUUCCAAACUAUAUAAUCAACUGUUAUUAGUGAAUUACUUAGAUGGAUCUAAAUCUAUGUAUGAAGAAUUAAGUUGGAAAUCCAAUCAGAUAAGAAUGAAGAAGAAAAAACUUGGUAAAAGACAUUAUUCUACUAAAGCUUUUCAACCAGAUUAUGAUUUAAAUCCAAAUUUAAAUCCUCUUGAUCCUUUGAAAGAUUCUAAGGAGAAGAAAAUCGUUAUAAAAUCAGUUACUGAAGAUUCGAAAACUACUCAAUUAAAUGCUAGUGAAGUUCCAAGUUCCAGAUUAUCAAGAAUGUUCCAUUAUGGAUCUUUAGCUGCAGGUAUGGGAAUUGGUAUGGCACAACAUGGAUUCAAUCAUUAUACUAAUGGGGAAAAAAGUCAACCAUUAACAUUAAAGAAUCUUAUUUUAAAUCCUGCCAAUAUCGAAAGAAUGGCUAAAAAAUUUAGUCAAAUGAGAGGUGCUGCUUUAAAGAUUGGUCAAUUAUUAUCAUUCCAGGAUAAUUCCAUUUUACCUAAAGAAAUCCAAAAAAUUCUUUUAAAAGUUCAAAAUUCUGCUCAUUAUAUGCCAUAUAGUCAAUUAAAUAAAGUAAUGACAGAUAAUUUGGGUGGUGAUUGGAGAUCAAGAUUAUUUACCUCAUUUAAUGAUGUUCCUAUUGCAGCUGCAUCCAUUGGACAAGUUCAUGAUGCUGUCACCAAAGAUUUAUCCAAAGUUGUAGUUAAAGUUCAAUAUCCUGGAGUUGCCAAUUCAAUCGAUUCAGAUUUAAAUAAUAUUUUAAUGUUAUUAACUGCUUCAUCAUUAUUACCACCAGGAUUGUUUUUAGAUAAAACCAUUGCUAAUGCUAGAACUGAAUUAAAAUGGGAAUGUGAUUAUAUUAGAGAAGCACAAAAUUUAAUCAGAUUUGAAGAUUUAGUUAAAGAUUAUCCUGAAUUUAAGGUUCCAAAAGUUUAUCAUAACUUAUGUAGUGAUAAUGUUUUAACUAUGGAAAAAUUAGAAGGUGUUGAAGUUGUCAAAGGAGAUUGGGAUCAAGAUACUAGAAAUUAUAUUGCAACAAGUAUUAUGAAAUUAUGUCUUUUAGAGAUUAAAAAAUUUAAAUUCAUGCAAACUGAUCCAAAUUGGGCAAAUUUCUUAUUUAAUGAAAAAACUGGGAAAGUGGAAUUAUUGGAUUUCGGAGCUGCAAGAGAUUUCAAUGAUAGUUUUAUUGAUAAUUAUGUUAAUGUUUUAAGAGCUGCUGUUAAGAAAGAUAGAAAGCAAAUCGAAAUAAUAAGUAAAAAAUUAGGAUAUUUAACUGGACAUGAAUCUCAACAAAUGAUUAAUACUCAUAUUGAUUCAGUUAUUGUUUUAGGAGAACCAUUCUCUCCAUUAUCAAAUGGUGGGAAGAAAUUCAAUUUCAAAAACCAAACUGUUACUGAUAGAGUCAGAGGUAACAUUAGUGUAAUGUUGAAUGAGAGAUUAACUCCUCCACCUGAAGAAACUUAUUCUUUACAUAGAAAAUUAUCAGGAAUAUUUUUAUUAUGUGCAAGAUUAAAUGCUGAAGUACCAUGUGAAGAGUUAUUUAGAGAAAUCAUUGGAUUAGAAUAA